Messenger RNA from Peromyscus maniculatus bairdii (prairie deer mouse), 747 nucleotides. The record is from RefSeq and is a predicted model, not a curated record. Lineage: Eukaryota; Metazoa; Chordata; Mammalia; Rodentia; Cricetidae.
UCAUGUGCUUCGGUGAUGCUUGCUCAGAGAUGGUAUAUAAGCCCUGCUCCCAGCAGAAGAAGACAUCAGACUAUCCUCUCUUCUCCCAAGUCACUUUUCUGCUCAUUUGACCUGAGUCCUCUCUUCUGAAACCAUGGGUUGCGGUGGCUGUGGUGGCUGUGGUGGCUGUGGUGGCUGUGGAGGCUGUGGCAGCUGUGGAGGCUGUGGCAGCUGUGGUGGCUGUGGCAGCUGUGGUGGCUGUGGCGGUUGUGGCGGCUGUGGUGGCUGCAACAGCUGCACCACCUGCAGGUGCUACCGGGUUGGCUGCUGCGGUGGCUGCUGCGGUGGCUGCUGUGGCUGUGGUCGCUGCUGUGGCUGCUGUGGCUGCUGCACCCCUGUGGUCUGCUGCUGCCGCCGCACCUGCUGCCGCUCCUGUGGCUGUGGCUCCUGUGGCUGUGGCUGUGGCUGUGGGAAGGGCUGUUGUUGCCAGCAGAAGGGCUGCUGCCAGCAGAAGUGUGGCUGCAAGAAGUGCUGCUGCUAAGAUGACUGCUGUGCCCCCCUCCCCGGGGCAGGUGCUGGUAGGAUCCAGGCUCGUAUACUUAUAUAUUACAUAGAUACAUACAUUCAUACAUACAUACAUUAGACAGUACUUACUCUAAUCCCUCCCACUUCACCUACAUAUCAAGCUGUGGGGAUUCAUAGAAAGAGACCUGAUUAGAAAGAAGACUAAAAUAAGUCUGUGCUCUGCUGGAGACACCUAACCAUAGA